Molecule: messenger RNA, 2034 nt
Organism: Hydra vulgaris (swiftwater hydra)
Lineage: Eukaryota; Metazoa; Cnidaria; Hydrozoa; Anthoathecata; Hydridae
Product: negative elongation factor D
Biological process (GO): negative regulation of transcription elongation by RNA polymerase II
Cellular component (GO): NELF complex; nucleus
Molecular function (GO): RNA binding
Source: RefSeq, a predicted model, not a curated record
UUACAUAAUUCUAUUAAACAAUGAGUUAUAAUGAGUAUAAUGAAUAUGAAGCAAACUAUGAUGAUGAUUUUAUGAGAUAUCCUGGAAGUGAUGAAAGUUGUUCUGCAUCUAAUGAAGAUGUGGAUAGAGAGGAAUGGACUGAGCAACAUUUGGAAUCUACUGAUGAUUUUGAAUUUGAAGAUAAACAUGCUGUUAUAAAUGAAUGCAAAGAAAAGAUGAGCAGUAAAGAUUUCAUCAUGGAGCCUGCAGUUUCUUUUUAUAUAAAAAAAUUUCUUGAUGCAGGAGGUUGCCAAGAUGAUUUUAUAAAUUUGCUAGCUGAAAAUUACCAUGGAACUGCACAAAUUGCCAAUCUGUUAGCUGAUUGGCUCAUCGUUGCUGGUGCAUCUGUAGAAGAAGUCCAAGAGAUUGUUGAAACACAUUUACGAGAGCUUAUUGUAAAGACAUUUGACCCUAAAAAGGCUGAUUCAAUUUUUUCAGGACAACCCCCUGGGUGGAUUGAAGAAAUGAUUGCAUACCCUCCAUGGAGAGCAAUGUUUUAUGAGUUGGCAGAUAAACAUCCUGACUGUUUAAUGCUUAUUUUUACCAUUAAGCUUAUAGCAGAUUCUGGUUACCAAGCUGAGAUUGGCUCUGUUUCGUCUGCAUGUACUCAGUUGGAAGUGUUUUCUAAAGUACUUACCACAUCCAUUUUGAAUUAUUUUAAGCAAGGCGCUUCUAAAAAUGAUAUUAUGAAAGUUUGCUGUCAUAGCAACCAGUUGUAUAUAUACACGCAAUGUUUACUACACAGUCUUUGUGAAAAGUUUGAGCCAGAACAGCAACGUAUAUGGAUCAAGCGGCUUAUCCAAAAUCUUGAAAUUGGUGCUAGAAGCAGUGGAAACAACAUAUGGCAUUUAGUUUUAAUUUUCAUGGGAUGUGGAAAAUAUCCCCGUAUUUUUUAUUCCCUUUUAUCAUUGUUGGGAAGAAAAGCUUUGAAUCCUGGUGACAUUACUGUGUUAUACAAAACAUAUAGUGCUCCUGAACCACCUCCUGUAAAAUUUUUGCAAAUUCCAGCUCUAAUAGAAAUGCUGAUAUCUGCAAUAUUUACUUGUGAAUCAAACAUGUCUGCAGAAAAUAAACCAAAGUACUUUUUUUUACUGGCUUAUGCUGUGUCUGUUUAUGAAGUCUGGAAUGAGGAUACACGUGAUCUAUUAUAUCAUGACGAAUUGAAAGCUACUUUGCUUGCAAUUGAACGUAUUCAUACUUUAUGCACAAACAACAUUGGUGUCACAAUAACACAGUCUUCUUUCGAUAUCAGUGUUCUUUUUCAAUGUAUUAGAUAUCCUGUAGUUUCAAUUGGUUUAAUAAAAUGGAUUGAGUUUUGCAUGUCUGAAAAAUACUAUGAAAAAGUUGUUGUUGAAGCUGCUCCAUUGCAGAUCAUUCUUCUAGAUGAGAUGAGUAACAAUCAUCCAUUACAGCAUGAGCUUAUUAUGAAUCUUUUACAGAAUCUUUUUGAAAGAAACUAUCCUAAACUAAAUACACUUGUGGAGUUAGAAUUUAAAAAGACUUUAGUGGAUCGUAUGGUACACAUUUUAAGCCGUGGUUAUAUUAUUCCAGUUGUGGUAUAUAUGAAAGAAUGCAUGAAUAAACAAAUUACUGAUGUUUCUCUUCUUCGCCAUUUUGUUGCUGAGGUUCUUGAGAUGAUUGGUCCUCCUUAUUCAAGCGAAUUUGUUACCUCUAUGUUGCCAUUAGUUAAAAACGAUGAAAUAUCAACUCUUUUAAAGACAGCAGACCAGCAAGAUGAUGUCACGAUGUUUUUAAGUCACUGCGAAGUCAGGUAAAUGGGAAAAAAUUAGAAUGUCCUCACAAUAUGGAAAAGUUAAAAGUGAAGUGAGUAUAAAUAGCAGCUGAUAACUUUUGCAACUUGCAACUGAUUUUUAAUGGUGAUACAACAAAUAUUGUUCCAACGUUGUUCAAACGUUGCUUCAAGCUAUGUUUGAUAAAUUAACUUAAGAUUCUUUUUAAAUAAAUAUUUUUUUUAAUAAAAUAACUAGCAAAUUA